UUUGGGAAUAUUUGCGUGGAGAGUAAACCGGGUCAUCCAUUCACGUUGUAUGAAUACAAACUCUUGGAAAGAUUCACUACAAGAUUUGCGAGUGAUCGUGCGGGUCGAAUUGGAACAAAACGUUGAUUUAUAGGUCAAAUCUUUAACUUCCAGUCGUUCAACAUGGAGUUUACCUCAGUAGUUUAUGCAUUCGGACUUUUGUUAAGUGUUUUUACACUCCAAAGUUUGGGAUGUUCGCCGGACGAUACAAGUGAUGAUAUUGUUGACCAAGUCAAAAAGGCAGAUGUCUUGUUAUUUGGAAAAGCUUUGAGGAAAUUUCCUAGUCCUGAUUUUGAUGGCGUCUACACAGUAUUGUUUCAAGUUUACUGCAUCUACAAAGGCGAGGUGACACAACAGAAGAUAAACAUAACUGAUGCAGGACUAAAACCAGGUAUCUGCUUUGAAAUCCAGUUGCAGCGCAACAAAAACUACCUAGUUAUGCUGAACCGCAGGGAUGGCAAGCUAGUACCUGCAAACCGUGAAUACGAGGAAUAUGACUUAGAAGAGGCUCUUAUAGCAUGUGGAGUGAAACUUCGUUACCCCAGAGGUAAAUCUGCAACAAACAAUAACUACCAAUGCCCCACAGUGGAUCCUGCUGACUGUGUUAUGGAACCUGAUGUUGUUCCCCCACUCAUUGACACUGAUGAAAAGGAGGAGAGCGAAGAACAGCCACCUUAUGAAGUAGCCACACCUGAGCCAACUACCCCACCAACAGAACCAACUGAACCAACGUCUGAACCAGAAACAACUCCAGAAACAACUCCUACAACCACCCCUAAAUCAGAACCAGAAGACAAUAAUGUUGACACAGAAACUGGUGCUCCAGUAGGUCCAGUUAGCGCAAAUGACAAUAAUGGUGCUAGUGGCCUCCAUAUACAAACCAUACCUAUAAUCAUAGCUAGUUUAUUGUAUGUAUUGUUGUCACGGUAAUGUCAGUGUUCUCUACUCAUAGCCAUACAAUGCAUUCGGGGUUAUUAAGACAACUGGGCAGUCUUUAGCAG
This is a messenger RNA of Owenia fusiformis, 1040 nucleotides long. Lineage: Eukaryota; Metazoa; Annelida; Polychaeta; Sabellida; Oweniidae. The record is from the annotation of a GenBank genome assembly.